AUGAGCCAGGCCGAGCUGUCCACCUGCUCGGCGCCGCAGACGCAGCGCAUCUUCCAGGAGGCCGUGCGCAAGGGCAACACGCAGGAACUGCAGUCGCUGCUGCAGAACAUGACCAACUGCGAGUUCAACGUGAACUCGUUCGGGCCCGAGGGCCAGACGGCGCUGCACCAGUCGGUCAUCGACGGCAACCUGGAGCUCGUGAAGCUGCUGGUCAAGUUCGGCGCCGACAUCCGCCUGGCCAACCGCGACGGCUGGAGCGCGCUGCACAUCGCCGCGUUCGGCGGCCACCAGGACAUCGUGCUCUAUCUCAUCACCAAGGCCAAGUACGCGGGCAGCGGCCGGUGA
Mesoplodon densirostris (Blainville's beaked whale) is the source of this 345-nucleotide messenger RNA. It is a transcript of the gene NRARP, whose product is annotated as NOTCH regulated ankyrin repeat protein. Gene Ontology annotation, molecular function: enzyme inhibitor activity; phosphatase regulator activity; protein binding. The transcript has a single exon. The record is from RefSeq and is a predicted model, not a curated record. Gene Ontology annotation, cellular component: cytoplasm. Bases 1 to 345 code for a protein of 114 amino acids. Lineage: Eukaryota; Metazoa; Chordata; Mammalia; Artiodactyla; Ziphiidae.